Molecule: messenger RNA, 2413 nt
Organism: Trematosphaeria pertusa
Lineage: Eukaryota; Fungi; Ascomycota; Dothideomycetes; Pleosporales; Trematosphaeriaceae
Exons: 3
Coding region: 116-2044 (642 amino acids)
Source: RefSeq, a predicted model, not a curated record
CGUGCCUGACGUCGCAAUGCCAGAUUUUGGCCUAUCGCGCUGUAAGUAAUAACCCCCCAAAUACAGAAUCUCUAGAAUUACCCGCAACUUUCAAGUACGCGCUCUCAGCGACGUCAUGCCGGACAAAACGACUGGCUGGCGUAAGAAGAUACACGCCCGCCCGAAGGAGCUGAAGCUCGCCGAGGAUGAGUCUGCGCCCGUCGAAGACUCCGGUGACCGUCGACGUCGCCACUCUGACAAGAGUGGCUGGCGUUUAGGAAGUCGACCGGCCACGCCCACCAUCGUCACCACGCCUACUUUUCUGCAGAAUGACACCGAAGACGCCCGGAGCGAGGCAAACUCUGAAGCUACCACGCCGCGUCGGGUAACAAAGCCCAAGCUUGCACGUUACCUCUCCGGCUACCGCUCCCUGAAGGAUGCAUCUAAGGAAGUGGAGUUCGGAGAGCCCUGGGGCGAUGUAGCUCCGCCACUGGUGCCGUUGGUCGAUCCGCUGGUGGCAUUGCAGUCUGUGUAUACACACAUGAACACUCUUCCGAGCCGGCCCAUCCCUGUUGACCAUUAUAGUGGCCUCUUUAGGAUUUUCGAAGACUAUCGGAAAGUGCGGGAGGAGAAAGAGCGAUUGGAUGCUCUGCAGCAAGAGACAAUGGAGGGUUUCAGGCAGGCGGAGGACUCUUGGGCAGAUGCUGAGGGUCGCUUUCAAGCUGAGAUACGUCGCCUCGAACUUCUCAUUGCAAACAGCGCGUCUGGGAUGGCCGGGCUUAUGAAUGCGAGGCAGGGUAGCGUCGUGGAUCGACGACGGACAGUCCGAAAGACGGUGACAAGCGAUCGACCCGGCACUAUUCCUAGGUAUAUGUCCCCAGAGCAGCUGGAUGAGCAGAUUCGAUUACGAAGCCAGAAAGUCCUUCUCCAUCGUCCAUCCUCGCCGUCCGGUAAGAUGGCCGCUCUGUCCAGACAGCUUUCCAGCACCGGCUCCGAGGACCUCCCUGUAGGGACUCCACCCAACGAGGACCACAAUAUGACCCUCACGAGGAAGGUGAAGAGCGAGCUGGACCUAGCUAAGCUUGGGGAACCCGCGGUUUCGAACUCACACUCUCUCGAAUCUGAAUUUUCCCUGAAGGGAGAUUCACUGCCGGAUGAAAUGGCCCCCCUUCCAGCUUCUCUGGACCCUGCCAUCGAUUGUGAGGCCCUCGUCGCUCUUCAAGAACUAGGUAUACUUGUUGCGCGUAAGAAGGGGAUUAAUACGGAUAAUUUUCUCAACGGCCUCAUGCAGCUCUUCACAACCCAGACCAAUCAGAACGGAGGCAUUGAUGAAGAGCGAGUCCAAAAGGGAGAGGAUACCGCUUCGCUUGAACAGUCCAGCGAUGAGUAUGAGGCGGAGUCGCUGGUCUUGACACCAAACCGUCGCCUGCGACAAAUCCGGUCGCAGCCGCUGCUGGGUUCAGAACAGCGGCGCCGACGACACUUCUCCUUUGAGCCUGGAGAUGACCAACUCGCAACCCUGGAGGAGGGCUUGAAGUCAUAUGAGCUGGGAGAGGACACUGGAACGGACUCACAAACAGUGCAGUCGGUCGCAGCCCGUGCUCUAGCACUUGAUUUAGAGUCGGAUGACUCUCGAACCCCACCACAGUCUCUGCACGUCGACCUCCAGAAGCCCUCUAAGAUUCCCAGCCCGGUCUCGCGGCCUGGGUAUGGAAGCGUUCGUAGAGGGGACUCCACUUCGAGCCUUCAGACUGUCUACGCUAGGCAAUAUCCGGAGGAACGAAGGAAUUCCAGGUCGAGCGUCAUCACUGCAUAUCGUGAGAAUUCCACAGGUACUCUGCGGCCUGUCCCGAACAGCAGGAGCAGCUCCGUGGGCAAUCUUCGUCACGAGGAAAGCCAACAAGCAGACCAGUCCGGAAGCCCCCCGGUACGAAGCGACGUCGCCGCCGUAGCUGCAUCACUGAUCCGGCCAGAGAAGGGCACCAAGGACAAUCCGUCUGCGGGCUCGUCGAUCCACACAAUCCGCACCGGAAAGGUCAAGCCCGAGAACGAGUCCCCGCAAUGACUGCGACAUAUCGGGAGGCUGUGAAUUGCUUCAGAAAGAUAUGUCCCGAUUCCUGCUGUGAUGACACAUAGAAGGAAAGUCAAAGUCGGUCGACGGUGUGGGCUUCACGUUCUUGGUUGAGGACAUCCUAAUAUUUACCUAGUCCCAGACGCAACCAUGGAACGACAACGCCGAGCGCUAUAUCGCCUACCAUGCCUCCGGUGGCUCCCUUUUGCUCGACUCUUUUUCACUCCAUUCUCACCGAUCUCUGUAGUUGUUAUUGCAAGGGGUCGACACUAUAUUUCUGGGGAAGGUUUGAUGGCGAAUAGAACUUGGGGGAAGGCGACGUUGGUCUAAUUUCGUUGCGCGAAAGGUGCAGGAUGCCCCGGG